GGUGGAUCUAGCGCCCUCAAGCGGCGUACUGAUUAGCAAGCUUCCAUAAAAUAUCCGCGCAAGUUUCUACUUUAUUUUGAAGAAACAUGUUACCGCUGUCACUCCUGAGAACGGCUCAAAACCACCCUAUGCUAGUGGAGUUGAAGAAUGGGGAGACGUACAAUGGACAUCUGGUUGCAUGCGACAACUGGAUGAACAUCAACCUCAGGGAAGUCAUUUGCACAUCAAGGGAUGGAGACAGAUUCUGGAGAAUGCCAGAAUGCUAUAUAAGAGGAAGCACUAUUAAAUAUCUACGCAUUCCUGAUGAGGUGAUAGACAUGGUUAAAGAGGAGGUGGUUGCAAAAGGGCGUGGUAGGGGUGGAUCUCAACAAAGAGGGCGUGGUAGGGGAGGACCAGGAAGAGGAGGUUAGUACACAUUGACAUCA
Messenger RNA from Patiria miniata (bat star), 425 nucleotides. RefSeq names its product U6 snRNA-associated Sm-like protein LSm4 (gene lsm4). Bases 87 to 410 code for a protein of 107 amino acids. Lineage: Eukaryota; Metazoa; Echinodermata; Asteroidea; Valvatida; Asterinidae. Gene Ontology annotation, molecular function: U6 snRNA binding. The record is from RefSeq and is a predicted model, not a curated record. Gene Ontology annotation, cellular component: U6 snRNP; spliceosomal tri-snRNP complex; P-body. Gene Ontology annotation, biological process: nuclear-transcribed mRNA catabolic process; P-body assembly; spliceosomal snRNP assembly. The transcript is spliced from 4 exons.